Molecule: messenger RNA, 3294 nt
Organism: Bursaphelenchus okinawaensis
Lineage: Eukaryota; Metazoa; Nematoda; Chromadorea; Rhabditida; Aphelenchoididae
Source: the annotation of a GenBank genome assembly
AUGGAUUCUAAAAAAAGACGAAUUUCGGUAUGUGAUUUACAUUAUUAUAAGUAAUCAAUAUUAUUUAUAAAAUAAAAUUUAAUGAAAAGGUAACACAUUGACUUUUCAAUAAAUUCUUUAGAUAUUGAAGCCAACCUUCGACAGUCCAGAUGAAACAGCUAACUUGUUAACUGAUAUUCCGGCUGCCAAGCGUCGAGUCUCCUUCAGUUCAACGAAGAUUGUCCAGUAAGUCAAGGUGUAUAUAUUUGAUUUGUGUUUAGACAGUUUCAUAAGGAGAAUCUGCAGUUUAUUCAUGAUCCCACAAAUGAGUACCUUUAUUUAUCAACUUCCACUGAGAUGUCAGAAGAACGGGCACGAAUGUAAGGUUUUUGGACUUGAUUUUACAUUGUUUUAGGUAUCUAUUACUCAAAAAGGCAUACUUUUGAUAAAACGAUUGUUGUUUUCGGUCGAUUUAAAAGAAAAAAUUUAAAAUUAUGAAAAAUUUUUAGUUUUGACAAUUAUUUGAUCGCUGAAAGACACGUACCUAAUUGUUAUUUUCUUAAUCAUAAUGUUUUAGGUCGUUCAGUAACAAAGAGAACACACGAGACUAUUCCGAAGCCGAAUUGAAUGCUUCUCAAGGUUUGUCGAUGUUGAGAAUGGGGAACGAGCUCAAUGGGUCUAAAUUGAAUGCUGAUGACACUGCUGGAGUCUUUAAUCAAAUUUCAGGAGGUAUAUUUGACUAACAGCUUAUGUUUUUAGCUUUUAUAUGUUAAUGUAGCUUUUUUAAAGAUAAUAUAGCAUCAAUCUCCUAUAUUUAAAAAAAUAUUAUUAUUUAGCAUUUUAUAAAACAUGUUGAGUUUUAAAACGAUAAUAUAUUAUCAUGGAGUAAUAUCAAACUACCCAUAACAAUAUUAUUACUUAUAGAUCGUCCGUUAUCAACAAAUGUCACAGCGAACGAUGCGUCGUCUGAGAAUACGGAAUGUUUGUUUCCGAAUAUGCAAAAGACAAAAGAUUACACAGUAAAUUCGAUUCAAGAGACUAUGAUGUUGUUCAACAAAGAUAACAAACCAAGACAACCUCAAGAACUUACUUUGUAUGGCUCAGGUGAUCAGGUAAGUUAUUCUUAUGUUAAGUAUGAUAUUAUAUUAUAAAAAUUAAAUUGUAAAUGUACAUCAAUGUCUCUAAAACGUUGUUUUAUAGUACAAUAUAUGGAAUGUUGCAACAUGUUGUACUAUUUUCAUUUUUUGAAAAGUUUUUUUUUAUUUUUUUAUACUACGAUGCAAAGAACGGUGGGUAAAAUUAGAUAUUUUGGUAUUUAUGAAUAUUUUGAAUAACAAAUUUGUAUUUUCAGUCUGACGAGAUCACAAGCACGCUUCAGUUGUUUCAGCACGAUUCGGACCAGAAAUUGGUAGGUUUUCAUGUUGAGCUUAAUCUUUUCUAUUAUUCAUACCUAAAUUGUCUAUCCUUCAUACCCAAACUUGGUUUUUUGUGGUAUUACCUGCUUUAUUAUUCUUAUAUAAAUUAACUUAUUUAUAGCCUUAUCGUUUGAAUUCUUGUAAGCUUAUUAAUAUAAUUACAGGCUAAUAUCUCCAUUCCGAACCCAACAAACGAACUGACGGUGGACGAAGAAGCAGAAGUCGCUCGAAGACGGACGAUGGAUCUUUUCAGCAUUCAAAAGGAUAAGACGCUCGAACGGACCCACGAUGUCAGUGUAAGAUCUUCAAGUACUUGGAAUGUAGGCAACGAAAGCACGCUACACUUCUCCUUUCACGAUGCUGAUGUUGUGUUUGACGAUAUUACUAACGGCGAGACUUCUGCUGUUGUACAGCAACAGGAAAAAGCAGAGGCUACGGAUGAGGCGGUAAGUAUUGUACUUAUAAUUAUUCAAUCUAAGUUUUUUUUAUCUCAUGAUUAUUCUUGUUUUAUCGUUUAUAACAUUUGAAAUAGUAUAUUUAUGUACAUUGUUAUAAUUUGAUUCUUAUAAAUUUAUUAAAACUGUCAUAUGUUGAAGUUUACAAGCUUACAUACAUUAUUAUAGCCUAACUCCUCCAUUCCAACCCCGACUCCAGAAUCCCCGAUGGAACAAGAAGCCGAAGUUGACAGAACACGAACGGUGGAGAAUAUUGAAAAAGAUGAGACUCUCGAACGGACUUAUGUUGUUAAUGUACGAUUCCCAAACACUCAGAUCGCAGUCGACGAGAGCACGGUCAACUUCUCCUUUCACGAUGCUGAUGUUCUCCUUGAAGGUGCUACUAACAAAGAGGCUUCUGCUGUUAUCGAACAACAGAAACAGCCAGAGGCUACAAAUGAGGUGGUAAGUCUUUUACCUAUAGUUAUAUUUGAAGUUUGAUCCUAAUAGAUGUAUGGGAAGAGUUAAUGGUUUUGUUCACGUAUCUUAUGUGGAUUUAUAUAUUUAUUUAGAUUUCUGUUCAGAUUCCACAGCCUCCGAUGGCGACGCAAACGUUCAUACCAGCAAGUAAAGCGCCAUUGUGUAUGCCAAGCCCUUUUGUCCCCACGACUACGAUGCCUACAGCUACAUUGCCUACGACUACAAUACCUACGAUCACGAUGCCGACCAGCAAACUGAAGGAAGCCAUCAUCAACCAUCCAGGUCGUGCUCACAUCAACUUUGCUGAACUUGAAGCCUUGACAGACAUGUCUCCGAUGGUGAACAUUGAGGAAUUUGGAGAACCGUGCUGUUCACUCUCUGUAGAGCCGGCUUUCGUUGAGGGAGAAGAUUCUCUAAAGCGAAAAGCUAGUAAGUUGGUUUCGAAUUUUUUUUGUAUAAAAUUGAUCUACUGGUGAUUAGUAAUGUUUGUUUUGUUACCUAAAUUAGCUAUUUUUGCCUAUAAUUAAUAAUAUGUUAUCCAAAUUAUGCUUUUUAUUUAAAAUUAUUACCUAAAUUAACUAUUUUCAGCUUAAGUAGGCUUCUUUGUUACCUAAAAUAAAUAGAAUUGAAAUUUAGCGAUAUUUAGAUUGAUCUUUUUAAUUUUUUCAGUGGAGAUUACUGCUCGAGUACUGUCAGCUUACGGAGGUAACGAACAUGAAGCCAGAAAUCAUAUCAAACGAGAAUAUCAGGCCAAGUUAGAUGCCAUGAAGCCAGAAGUGGAGAAGCUGGAGGUUUUGACUGCCAAGUUGAAAGCCGUGACUGACAAAGAAACCCGACUUCGAGGAGUCUACAACAACCUGGUCGAUAAAUGUGUCCAAAGAGAGAAGAUACUCGACCAAGAAUUGACCACUCACAGAGCUCGUGGUGAACAACAUAGACAACGGCUGAUAGAACUGAUCGGACAAUUCGAAUCGUACAGUGAUUGA